AUGACGAAUACAUAUUAUCUGUCGUACGUCUCUAAUUGCGUAAUCAACGGCUUCUCGAGUUAUCCGGCCAUCAUGUUGAACAUUUUCACUAUCUAUGCCAUUGAGAAAACUACAACGUUGUCAAAUAAGACCUUAAAAACACUGCUCCUUAGUCUGGCUGCCUCUGAUCUUGGUGUUGGCUUGGUCGUUCAACCGUUGUACAUUGCAUGUCUUGCUAUGGAGAUGGAACACAUCACGGAAAACAAUCUAAACUAUAACAACAUAUACAAGGCUUUUCUGCUUUCGGCAAAUACGUUUGGUUUUGCUUCGUUCUUUUGUGUCACAGCUCUUAGUGCAGACCGAUUUUUGUCUGUUCAUUUCAAUCUCAGAUAUCGAGAACUUGUGACUCACAGGCGUGUUGUUGGUGUGGUGAUCUCUAUUUGGGUCAUAAGUGCAUUUCUUUCGUUGAUUAGAAUAUUCAUCUCUAAGAAGAUCAUGUACCUUAUUUUUGUUAUAAUCGAGUUUACUUGUAUAAUAUCUGCCACGUACUUUACUUUCAAAAUAUAUGUGGCCACGCGUAGCCACACAGGCCAAAUCCGAUCCCAGCAAGUGCAGCGAUCAUCUCAGAAUGGCGAAAUCGGGACAGCACAAGUUACAAGCCUACAGAUCUCGGUGGUGAUAACAAUUGCCUUAUAUGUCUUAUUUUUGGUUUGUUACUUACCGCAAAUGUCUGUUUUAUUUGUCACUGCUGUCUUUGGACAAAGCGAAUUUUUAGACAUGUUAUUACACCACACGACAACAUUGGUUUUUCUUAAUUCAUCGCUAAAUCCGAUGAUUUAUUGCUGGAAGAUGAGGCAUGUUCGAAAAGCUGUCUUGCACACUUUGCGAAGGUCAUUUUCAAGACAAUGACAGCUGAGGAAAGUUUUACCAUUUAGUCGUCAACGAGAACGACAAAAAAGCAAUAGGUUUAGAUAAAACAACAACUUACACGUGCAUCACGCUUUUUUGUAAAUUUCUUUACUUUCGUCGCACGAUUACGAGCGUAAACACAAGACAACAACUUUCUUUUUCUUUUCCUGAACUUCUAUACAGUGUUUUAGAAUCCAAUUCCAGAAAAAAUUGCCAACACAUUUUUUAACGAAUUAAAUAAGAUAGAAUAAGCGCGAUAAAGCUUGAAGCAGCGCGACUUCUCUUUUUAAGUGACGUUUCCGUACUCCGUCGCCGUCGUUGUUGCGUCCCUAAUUUUUACGUCAGUAAAUUGAGCUCGUAAUUUACAGUGCAUUAACGGACAAACCUGAGGCCAGAGUCGACGCAUGAUACAUUUUCAGUGAGUUCGUGCGACGUAUUAGCAGUGGUUUAGAUCUUCUAAAUUGUUCAUAAAGUCAUUCUGGAAGCUUGAUUUUCCUCAGUUUUCAUGAAACGCAAGGUAUCUGCAAUCUCUCUGGGGGAAUAGCACCUGAUUACGAUGUCGCUAAAAAUUUUCAAAAAUGUUCAUCUCAUUAGCAUAACAUAAAAGUGGGACCGCGUAAGUGAAACUAUGACUGUAUGGGGAGUUAAACAAACAACCGAGUUAGGAACCGAGUUAAGAACCGAGCUGAGACCGAGUUAGCAAGCGAGUUAAACAAACUUUGGGCUAUUUGAUUAUUGAUUUGAGACAAGUUUUUGGAACACCUGUGGAUGGAGCUUCCAGGCCGCAACAAAAACAGCAAGAUCUUGCUUGUCACAAUGAACUUCUCUGACUGGAUACAGACUUCUGAGGAUUUGCUAGGUGCAAACGUAGCUUCGUGGUAUGGUAUGCUACUCUUGGCUGGGGACAUUAACCUGGACAUGUUUCGCCCUGAAAUGUCGGAGAUGAAGCGUUACAAUGAAUUGUUAGACUCGCUCAAUCUUAAGCAGAUGGUCACCAAGGCAACACGAAUAACGAAGACUAGCAAAACCCUAAUUAAUCACAUAAUUACUAACGCGCCGAAACGCAUUACUUACAAUGAGGUACUUCCACGUCCGCUAGUAAGCGACCGUGACGCCCCGUUUGCUUGCGUGCAGAUUACACGUGAUGUACCUAGAUAUAAGCUCAUCAGGAACGAAAAACGUUUUUCUGAAACGGCUUCAAUUGACGACUUCGGUGCUCUGCCACUUGAAAUAGUGUAUGUUUUCGACGACCCCAAUGACAAGAUCGCGACUUUCAACCGUCUCGUUGUUAAAGAAUGUCUCGACAGAACAAAGGUGACCCGAUCCCCCGCGCCCUCGUUAAACUAUCCGAGUAUUCACUCGCUGCAAGUGAACUUCGCAAAUCAACUCUGGGAGGCGCACACGGCCUUCUAAGGAAGGUGCAUGGGGCAUGUUAAGAUACACUCGAAACAAGCUCAAAAACCUGAUUAAGAAGGCCAAGCGGUGUUUUAUGAUCACUGUGUUUUCCUCGAGGCGACCGAAGAAGGUAUGGAGGACGAUACACCUUUCUCUCCAUCCAAGCCAACAACCACCCCGCGCUGA
This is a messenger RNA of Porites lobata, 2469 nucleotides long. Lineage: Eukaryota; Metazoa; Cnidaria; Anthozoa; Scleractinia; Poritidae. The record is from the annotation of a GenBank genome assembly.